This is a messenger RNA of Girardinichthys multiradiatus, 6144 nucleotides long. RefSeq names its product probable G-protein coupled receptor 21. Gene Ontology annotation, cellular component: membrane. Bases 888 to 2117 code for a protein of 409 amino acids. The record is from RefSeq and is a predicted model, not a curated record. The transcript has a single exon. Lineage: Eukaryota; Metazoa; Chordata; Actinopteri; Cyprinodontiformes; Goodeidae. Gene Ontology annotation, biological process: G protein-coupled receptor signaling pathway. Gene Ontology annotation, molecular function: G protein-coupled receptor activity.
GGGGGAAGGAAAAAGCCUUGUGUUUUUGUGGAUUGUUAUUGGUUGGAGGCACAGAAAAUAGGAGGGGCCUCAGUGCUGCUGUUUCUGUAGACAGAGGCAGAAGGAGGGAGACAGUGUUAGAAAGAGACGGCAGAGCAGGACAAAUGAACACAGAGGGGUUCUCCCAGCAUCGGUAUGCCUGCCAUUAAGAUUUCAAUUCCAGACAAAGUUGAUGCUGUUAAGGCUGGACAUAGACUUAAAGAAGUGUUUUACUCCACCUUUGUGAGUACUGAUUUUUGACUUCUGUCAAGCCACCCCACAAGCCACCGACUUCUCAACAGCGUACAAUAUUCUGCCGGGAUCUUACAGUGAAGGACCAAAGAGAAGCUGACACACAAAUAGGUGCAGAUGGAAGCCUGGUGAAAGCAGAGAAGAUCCAACAAAGAGGGAAAAGCAUAAGAAGCAGAUUAUGCCUGAUCUUUCCCACAAUAUAUGUAUGCAGCUCAUUAAACGAUGAUUUUUCUCUGGAAGCUGUUUCAGUGACUUGAUGGACUACAGAUUGAUAAGCGCUUCACUCUGCAAUUUCUGCAUUUGCAUCCAACGUUGAGGACAUCCCAGUAUUCAUAAGUGCCACAUUUCUGGCAGUUUUCUCCUCUGUGCCUUUACCUGGGAACCCUUCAGAAGGUUUUGUACCUUACUAGUACUGUAAUUUUGCCAGAUCUAAGGGCCACCCCGGGGAGCUCUCUCUCACCUUUAUCUGGCCUUUCCGUCCUUCCUGUUUGAAAUGGAGCAUGGAAGUCUUUGUUUGGACUAAAACCAAGCUGCUGAUAAAACCAGCCAGCAACCAGACUUUUUCGAUUUAUCGUACCCUUUAAGGGGCCCCUUUAUGUGUUUUACUGCCUGAGAUCAUGAAUUCCUCCCUGGAUCCCCUGAACCAAAGCUCUCUGGACUCAAAUUUAUCCGGUCCCUUCUGUUUACUUGAAAUAGGCUAUUCCCAAAUUUUCAGCACCUGCCUCCUUGAAAUAUCUGUCAUUCUUUUCCUCACUAUCCUUAUCAUCUGUGGCAACUUGGUGGUGAUCUUUGUGUUUCACUGUGCCCCUUUGCUUAGCCAGCACACCACCAGUGCUUUUAUCCAGACUAUGGCAUAUGCAGAUCUGCUAGUGGGGGUCAGCUGCCUCUUCCCCUCCCUGUUUCUGCUCCACCAUCUACAGGGGCUGGACCCCAGACUGACCUGCCAGGUGUUUGGCUACAUGGUUUCAGUUUUGAAGUCUGUUUCAAUGGCGUCUCUCGCAUGCGUGAGUGUAGACCGCUACAUAGCCAUCACACGGCCUCUUACUUAUUCAUCUCUAGUUACGCCUUGUCGGGUGCGCUGCUGCAUCAUUCUAAUAUGGUUUUACUCUGCUUUGAUGUUCCUCCCGUCUUUUCUUGGGUGGGGGAAGCCCGGCUAUCACGGCGACGUGGUGAAGUGGUGUGCGGUUGAGUGGAGGACUAGUCCAGCUUUUACAACCUUCAUCGUUGCGCUGCUCUACGCCCCAGCCGCUCUCACAAUCUGCUUCACAUACGCCAACAUCUUCAAGAUCUGCCGACAGCACACUAGGGAGAUCAGCGAGCGCCAUGCUCGCUACAGGCCCCAGCAGCAGCAGGGCCCCGGAAUAAUUGUGGGAUCAGUCAUGAAGGAUUGCACCACAGCAGAGCAAGGACAGGUUUCCCGAUUGUCCCAGUAUCAAAGGCCCCAACACAACCAACCUCAGUACCAACAGUCUACAUACCCAGACAAGCGAUAUGCUAUGGUACUGUUUCGCAUAACCAGUGUGUUCUACAUCCUCUGGCUGCCCUACAUCCUGUACUUCCUGUUGGAGAGUGGAGGGAUAUACCACCACCCUGCAGUCUCGUUUCUUACAACGUGGUUGGCUAUCAGCAACAGCUUCUGCAAUUGUCUCAUUUAUAGUCUCUCCAACUCGGCUUUCAGAAAGGGCCUCAAACGCCUCUGCUCCUUCUGUCUGCGGCGCGGCAGCGAUGGCUUCAGAGUGGGGAACACUAAAAAGGCUUUUGUUGGUUCUGUCGAAAAGGGAUGUGCAAAGCAGUGGUAUGGAUAUGACAAUGGGGACAUGAGAGUUGGUACAACAUGUCAUGUGUAAUUCAGAUGUAAAAGGAAACACUGGUGUCAAAAUAACUUUUGAGCUAAAACGCCCAAAGUUACUGCUCUUUUAAAAUCUUUUAAAAUGUGCUUUUAAGAGAUGGACGAAGAUAUCAUUCUGUUGCUACUAUGCCUGGCUCUCCCCUGUAAAAGUCACAGCUGGCAAAGGCAGAGAAUAAGAGUCAAAAGCAUAGCAAUCUGGAAUAAAAAAGGGGCCCUAUUGGCCCUUUUAAGGUGUUUUUUAGUGAUGCAAACACAGGUUGAUAUGGGUGGAGGCUGACAGAUGAAGUGCUCUGGUAUGAAGAAUUUACUCCUGUGGGAGUAAAUUCUUUUGAACAAAAGGUUGGAAAAAAAAAUGUUAAUCUGCUGAUGAUGUAUUUGUGGAACUGAAUACUUGGCUUGUUUUUGCCCAAACAACCAAAUAAUCCAAGAACCGGAAAGUUCUCAUGAAAACUUUUAUGUGCUUCAUUUGGAACAAUGUGACCUUCGUCAUCAACAAAAUUGGUCACAUUGAACUAUAAGUCAGAUCAAGGACCCAGUGUACUCGUGAGACUGCGCUGAACCACAGCAAGCGGAUACAAACUGAAUCUUUAAAUGUUAUUUAUUGAUAUUGUUAAAAUGUCUAUUGAAUUUGUUGGUUUGCACACUGCACCUAUUGUUUGAUAAAAAUGACCUAGUUUUGGUGUAAGACUGCUCAACUGUCAAAAAAAUCGAUAUUAUAUUGAGGCCUAAUGAGCCACAAUCCAAUAAAUGAGUCAUUAAAUAAAUAAAAUAAUUCCUCAAAUAAUGAAUUAUUCAACAGUUUAAUUGAUAUUGUUGAAAUCUCAAAAUAAUUACUGUAACAUUUUGUAAUUCUUUAAGUUUUACAGUCCACGAUGAUAAAAUUAAGUGUAAACGUAAAUGAUAGAACAUUUUUAUGAAAUAAUCAAUCAUAUAAAUUAUGAAUAGAUUUUUAAUAUUUAGCGAUGCAUUAAAAUAGUAAUUUUAUUAUUUAUUUAUUUAUUUAUUUAUUCAUUCAAUUAUUGAGCCUUGAAGACAUGAAGUCAGUGGUUGGUAGCUAACGCUGCUAUAUAGUGAUUGGUCAGUAGAUGACUUGCUGUGCGUUAAACCAAUCCAGUGUUAGUGUUAUUUCAUGAUGGACUGUAUCACAGUGACUGGGAGAUGUUUUAAUACAUGUUGAAAUGAUUUUUCCACACUUUAACACAAUAAUAACAUUUUUAAUUUAUGAUUUCCACGUCAACUUUUUCAAUAAUGUAUUUAAUAAAUUACUUGAAAAAGUAAGCAAUUAUAUAUAAAUGUUUAUAUAAACAAUUUGUUUCCAGUUGCAUUUAAAUUAUCAUGCAGCUACUUUUAAUUACUUAUUUAUUUGACUGUGGCACUUCUCCCAUGAAAUUAGCAUUUUUACCAGUUUGUUGCACCUUAAUUUUUUAUGUAGCAUAAUGUGUUUUCAAGACCCAGAAAACAUGUAUUUUUCCCAUUUCUUGUAUGCAGAUUCUUUUGGGUUAAAUCUAUAGAUUUAUUUUAUUCAGAGGUAAAGUAGGGUUUCUACAAUGGCGGCUGUAAAAGUAUUUCUUAGGUCUGAAUACAUUUGGAAAAAGAAAAAUGUAUUGAAACAAAUGUAAUUUUUUGCUUUAUUCCCUAUCACGUUGUUUAAAUGCUCCAUCCGUUUAGGUACAUGUACCUUAAUUGAGUUUUUAAAAAGAAAGGGCCUCAAACUGUGGAUAAACACUGCUUCAGAUGCUAUUUAUUUAGAUGACUAAUCUUUAUAGGUGACUCAUAACAUUCGUCUUUGAGAUUUAAAACAGAGGAAGCAUCUUAAGAAAAUAUGGACCUAUAUGAUUGUAAAAGUAUGCAAAACCAUUCGAGCAUUGGUGAAGAUCUGUGUGCAUGUCGUGGUGUUUUUCAGCGCAGUAAUAAGAAAAAAUAGCUGAAGACGUAUUAAUGAGCCUAAUUGUACCUUUCCACUUGUAAAGUUGUGUGUAUUGAGCUUUCAGGACUCGUGUUAAUUUAAGAACAAACAUUCCUUAGCUUUAUCUUGUCUGCAAUGAUGUGCCAAAGAAGGUCUGUUGUACUAAGUGUAAUAUCUGCCAUCUGAGUGAGUUUACACAAUAUUAUCAACUGUGUACCGCACUGUGUCGCAUCAGUGAUGCCUUGUGUGCAUGUCUACGACUGUUUCUGAGUAUAUUGUGAUAUAAAGUUGCCUUUAUUUAAAAACCAAUAACAAUAAGUCAACUGUUGGGAAAGUAGGUUUCUUUAACAGCAAGUGAGGGCUACAUUAAAAGGCACGUGACUGUUUUUAGAUCAUUCAGUUUCAGAGGUUUAGUUUUACUCCUUUGGUAGCUAAAUAAUUUAAAGUAUUAGUGUUCCUUCAACUCUUCAAAGCAGUUGUCACUUUUUUGCUUUAACUUAAAAAAAAAAAAAAAAACAUGUACAUAAACCAUUCAAGCUGUUUGUUUUCUGUCUGGAACUUGUGUUCAUGUGUGAUUGAAGCCCAAUGGAGACAAUGAAUGUGUUCAGAUAUGCCCAGACUAGACCAUUGGCUAGAUUCUGACUGUUUAAUGUGUUUCGGGUCUCUGUACUGGUCCAAUUUGUAGUAGUACCUGGUAGAUGUCUUAGCUGUAAAGCAUUCUGAAAAAGUGCACCCGUCUUCUCUGCUACUGUCUUAGUAUUCUCCUGUUUACAGAAAUAUCUGACCGAAUGUUUAUCAGCGAACAUUUAUAUUAUUUUUUUAAUCACCAAGCUCAGUUUGUUCUUAGAAGUGAUAAAUAUACCAAUAUAUAUAUUGUCUUUAUAAAGAUGUUUUUUUUUUUUCCCAUUGGAUUGUAGGGUUUGUAGUUUUUCUGCUUCAAACAUGGUCAUUUUGAUCAUUUUAGUUUGGAAGGAUUCUGUACAAUAGCAGCUUAUUUUACAGUCCCUUUAAAACAAUACAUGUUUCAAGACAAUCCAUGAUGCCUAAAAGUGCUCCCGUUGGUCACAUACACUCAUUCCUUCCUUCCUGUCGUAAAAACAAUCAACUUAUUCGUUCUCACGGGAAUGACACUGAUGGCUGGAAGGAAAUUUCCAUGCCCUGGUUGGUAAAAAUAAUGGAAAACAUAAGGAUGUUUAGAGCUGGAAGAGCGUAAAAUGCAAAAAUCAUGAUUUGUAAGAACAAUUAUAGCCAUAUGGGUGAACUUCAACACUUUAAAGAGGUAAUUUUAUACUUUUGCAUUAAAAUUCAAACAGGUUACUUGCAGUUGCUAGCAGUGGCUCUGUUGUAUUUCCAGAAUACAUAUGUCUGUUACAUUAAACUCUCUAUUUAAUAUUAACAUAAAAAUGCUGUGGAUGAUUACAACUUAUGUAGAAAAUUUGCACUUGCUGCCUUUUUUUGCUUGUUAUUCUGGCUUAUUCCUUAGUUGGCCAACCAUUUUAAGUGGAUCCGCAGUAAGUUGGACUGAGACGACCUAGAAUUUUAUCUGUCUUGAAAACGAGUCCAAAUGGAGCUGCUUGGGUCCGAUACUGCACAUAAUUUUAACAUUUAAAUAUAGAGAAUUAUUUUUUUAGGUAUUGAAUGCUCUCAUUAUGGGUAUUUCUGUAGAACUAAACUAUUGCCGUUUAAUGAGCAACCCAAUAAUCUAAUAUCCCAACAUAUUCAAAAAUCGAAUGUUUAAAAAUUCAAAUAACUCCCAUACCAGAUGAGAACAGACUACCAAUAAAACAUUCCAGACAGGAGAUUCACCUUGUUUUUUUGUUUGUUUGUUUUUGCAUAUAAUAAAUGCUGUGUACAAUGAGACCUUGUAAGUUUUAGACUUCUACAAAGUUUGGCAUAUUUCAAACACCAAGGGGGUUCAAUUUGUUUCUACAUCUUUGGAGAGAUGUCUGCUUUUAUAUAGACUGUGAAUGUUGAGUUGAUGUUAAAAAGUCAAAACACGUUUAUUUAUGCUGUUGAUGAAUGUGAGUGGGACUUGUGGUUACAUGAUGCUCUGUAUGCGAUACGGUUUUGUGAAUUAUAGACGUUGUUUAUCUGUGCUGAAUAAAUAAAUCUGAUUUUA